AUGAGUGUCUCCAAGCCAGUUCAUUUCUUUGACGUCGAUUCGACCCUUUCAGGGCCUUUGAGAUCAUGGUCUUCCAACACGCUCAAGAUCCGCAUGGUCUUGAACUAUAAACAGAUUCCUUACUUGCAAAGCUUCAUCUCAUAUCCCGACAUCGCUCCCCUUCUCCAAAGCUUCUCCGUCAAACCGCACGCGACGGGCCGUGUGCAGUACACCCUGCCCGCCAUCCGCCAUCCAGAGUCCAUCACCGCGAACCCGGCGGGUGUCAAGAUGGACUCGCUGCCCAUCGCGUGCCACCUCGACAAGCUCGUUCCACAGCCGGCCCUGUUUCCCUCUGGGGAGGCCAGCUACGCGCUCGCCCUGGCCACGGAGAAAUUGAUGCUGCGCGCCGCCAAGGAGGCCUUGUUCGUGUUGCUGCCCAAGUCCGACCAGGUCCUGGACGAUCGCAGCAAGGAGUACUUUUUCAGAACGCGCGCCGAGUGGUUUGGGAAGCCCCUGCCGGAGCUCGCUGUCAAGGGCGAGGAGGAGACGAGGCGUGCCAUCGACGCCAUGAAGGCGGAGCUGGAGAUUUUCAUCAAGAUGCUGGCGGGAACGGAGGGUAAGAAGGGACCAUUUUUGGAAGGAGAUGCCCCUGGAUAUGCCGAUUUUAUCCUGGUCACGUUUUUGUCUUGGAGUCACCGGGUAGACAUGGACAUCUGGAGAGAAACCAUGGCGAUGGGCGAUGGGGAAUUCCAGGCUCUCUGGGAUGCAUGUCUGCCCUGGAUGGAAGGCCAGGGAGAAGACGUCGAUCCUCACCAGGUGUAG
Molecule: messenger RNA, 801 nt
Organism: Cordyceps fumosorosea ARSEF 2679
Lineage: Eukaryota; Fungi; Ascomycota; Sordariomycetes; Hypocreales; Cordycipitaceae
Product: Glutathione S-transferase, protein
Exons: 2
Coding region: 1-801 (266 amino acids)
Source: RefSeq, a predicted model, not a curated record